AUGGUGGCGGUAAGGUAUUCAUCAUCAUUUAUAGAUGCACUGUAUACCAGCACCACCCCCAACCAAAAAUCCAACACUACCACUACCACUACCACCCCAUCCCCCUCCGAAACCACAACCAUAAUAACCGUCAUCAACGGCUUCCUCACCGCGCUCCGCACCAAAAGCGCCUCGGCAUUCGAGAAAUACUGCAUCCGGGCCGGGGGCAUGUCGCUCUGGCCGCCGUCAUCCACGCUGCCCCGGUUCUGCACGAUCGGCACCUUCGUGGAGCAGAUCACCCGGGUCCAGGCGGACCUGGACGAAUGUAUCUGGGAUGCGGAGGUGAAGGUGUACGAGCCGGGCAAUCUGGCGGCGGUGUGGGCGCCGUUCCGCGCGAAUAUCGAUGGCGUGGUGCAUCAUGUCGGGGUGGAGUUGUUUAUCUUGCAUAAGAUGGAGGGGACGUGGAAGGUGACGGGGUUGGCGGAUUCGUGCCGGUUGCCGACGGAGGAGGAGAGCGUUUUGCUUUUGUAGUUUUUUUUUUUUUUUUUUUUGUUUCUUUUUGUUUUU
This is a messenger RNA of Aspergillus heteromorphus CBS 117.55, 546 nucleotides long. RefSeq lists its product as uncharacterized. The transcript has 2 exons. The coding region runs from base 1 to 510 and encodes 169 amino acids. NCBI's taxonomy places the organism in Eukaryota, Fungi, Ascomycota, Eurotiomycetes, Eurotiales, Aspergillaceae. The record is from RefSeq and is a predicted model, not a curated record.